CACACCCCACCCCCACAUAAACUCCAACUUCAUAGUUUUUAUUUUUCAUUUUCCGCCGACGAACUUCGUAGUUUUUCUAUUCGAAAAAAGGCUUAUAAAGCAGUUUUUUGGCUGAGAUUUUUCAUGGAGGAAGGAAAAAGCAUAUUGGAAUCAAUCUUCGAAGAGGUUGAUUUGGGAGAUGUUGAGAUGCUUGAUGUAGAAGAAGGAGAGCUCGUGGAUAAUGAACUGGUAGAUGAUCGAGAAAAAAGGGGCGUUGAUGAUUUUAAUGGUGAAAAUCAAGGUUCCCAGAGUAAAAACAAGAAGCGUAAAGGAAACAAGAAGAAGAACAAGAAAAAAAAGGGUGGUUCAGGACCUAAAGCUUUGGAUAUAAACAGGUUUGUGUUAGAUACUUGUAGACGGUUAAAAGAGAAGAAGUCUUACUUGGUGUAUACUGCUGUGGGAUGUUUGGGGAUUUCUGCAUUGAGUGAUCUUGUUAGAGAGGUGGAUGCAAUUCAAUCUUGUGGAGGACAGAUGACUGCAGAUGGCAGGCGUUACAGGAAUGGUGGUGGCAUUUUAUGGAAUAUCAUAAAAGCGCGAGAACCAGUUGCCUAUCGAGAAAUAAUGAAAAAAGCCAAGGACUUUGAGAAGCAAUUCAAGCAACAAAAUAUCAGACAAGCACCACCACAGAGCAAACAGAGCUCUUCUCAAGAAACUGCCUCUACGCUCGCGAAUGAAACUGCAACGAGUGUUCCAGAAGAUUCUGGAACAACUACUCAUAACCCGGCGGAAGAGUUCAGUGCCGAAGGAGCACGCAAAUCUGUUCAUGAUAGAAUUAGGGUCCCUGUUUCAUACGAAGACCUUCCAGGAGAGGAUAUGAAAGACAUUUAACGUGAUUGUUUUC
Molecule: messenger RNA, 880 nt
Organism: Hibiscus syriacus
Lineage: Eukaryota; Viridiplantae; Streptophyta; Magnoliopsida; Malvales; Malvaceae
Exons: 4
Coding region: 124-867 (247 amino acids)
Biological process (GO): snRNA export from nucleus
Source: RefSeq, a predicted model, not a curated record